AUGCAUAGUGGAGACGAUGAAUCACCCGACUCGCAGGAAUCGGGCUAUGGCGGCAAUCCUUCACUGGGAUAUGGCGGUUAUCCUACUCAGCCGUCGGGAUAUGGCGGCUAUCCUUCUCAGCUGUCAGGCUAUGGCGGGUCUCUGUCCCAGCCGUGGAGUUGGAGUCAAACCCCUCGUCGUGGGCAUCGAGUCCAAACCCUCAUCCAUUUCAGUCAUGGAGGUCAAGACGCACUGGAUACCAUGAUGGGGCUGCUCAGUUCCGGCAUCCCAAAUACGCCAGUUGCACGGGUGGAAACGCUCGUUCCGACCCGAAGGAGCGGCGGACGCGGUGGCGGUGGCGGAAGGAGCGGCGGACGCGGUGGCGGUGGAUCGGGAAGCGCCGGUGGCAGCUCCGGCAGUGGCGUCGGCAGCGGCGGUGGCGAGGGAAGCGGCGUCAGCAGUGGCCGUGGCUCAGGGAACAAACGGGGCAAGCUCUACACGAAAGCGGAGUCCAUUGCCGUGGUGAGGGCUUGGGAUGCCACACAUCGGACCCCAUAG
Molecule: messenger RNA, 537 nt
Organism: Salvia splendens (bonfire salvia)
Lineage: Eukaryota; Viridiplantae; Streptophyta; Magnoliopsida; Lamiales; Lamiaceae
Product: glycine-rich cell wall structural protein 1.0-like
Exons: 2
Coding region: 1-537 (178 amino acids)
Source: RefSeq, a predicted model, not a curated record